AAGCUCACAGCCAUGGGAGAGCCGGGGGAGCCGGCCGCACACCCUCUGGAGGGCCCCAGCCCGAACUUUGCUCUAGAGCACCUGCAGGAAGAAAAGCCGGCCCCGGACCCCCUGUACGCCACCCCGCACGCCUGCGGCGGGCCGCCGGGUGGACCCCCGCAGCCCGGGCGAACCGUGGGCCUGCGGGAGCGGCUGCUGCUCACCCGGCCCGUGUGGCUGCAGCUCCGGGCCAACGCCGCCGCCGCCCUGCACGUGCUGAGGACCGAGCCCCCGGGGACUUUCCUGGUGCGGAAAUCUAACACCCACCAGUGCCAGGCUCUGUGUGUGCGGCUGCCGGAGGCCAGCGGCCCCUCCUUCGUCUCCAGCUACUACAUCCAGGAGCGCCCCGAGGGUGAGGGGAGCCGGCCUGGCCGGGAAGGGGCUCCGAGUGGACGGGGGUGGGGUGGGGUGGGGACGUCCCCGGGGAACAGCCUGGCUGCCCCGUCUCAGGUGUCUCCUUGGAAGGCUCGGAGCUGGUGUUCCCAGACCUCAUCCAGCUCAUCUGUGCCUACUGCCACACCCGGUGAGUCCCCCGCGGCGGCGCCCCGAACGGCCCGGCCCCCUCGCCCCCGGCCCCCCUCACUCCCGCUGGCUCCCUUCUCUGGCCUCAGGGACGUACUCCUCCUUCCACUCCGGCUGCCCAGCGCUAUCCACCAGGCGUCCACCCACAAGGCACUGGAGGCCAUCUCCCACCUGGGCAUUGAGUUCUGGAACUCCUCCCUCAACACCAAGACCCAGCCGGGCUCCUCCGCAGCCCCCAUGCUGCCCCGGCUGAAGGCCCGCUCCCCCCAGGAGCUGGACCAGGGCACGGGCGCUGCCCUGUGCUUUUUCAACCCUCUCUUCCCGGGGGACCUGGGCCCCACCAAGCGUGAGCAGUUCAAGAAGAGCUUGAAAGUGCGCGUGUCCACCGAGACCUCCAGCCCGCUGUCUCCCCCGGCGGUGCCGCCUCCCCCGGUCCCGGUGCCACCGGGGCCGGUGCCCAGCCACCCGGAGUGGCUGCCUCCCCGCCAGCUGCUGCGGAGGGAGAGCUCCGUGGGGUACCGGGUGCCCGUGGGUGCCAGCCCCCGGCUCCCGCCCCUGCCCUCCCUCCAGGAGGUGGACUGCGGCUCCCCCAGCGGCUCUGAGGAGGAAGGGCCGGCGGACCCCCAGCGCAGCCCGGCCACCUCCCCGCACCUGGGCCGGCGGCGGCGGCGGCGGCCUCUGCUGCGGUCCAUGAGCUCGGCCUUCUGCUCCCUGCUGGCACCGGAGAGGCAGGUGGGGCGCGCGGCCGCGACCCUGACCCAAGACAGACACACCGCGGUGGGCCAGCUGGUGCAGGACCUACUGACCCAGGUGCGGGCAGGCCCCGAGCCCCAGGAGCUGCGGAACAUCCGGCAGGCACUGAGCCGGGCCAGGGCCAUGCUGAGCGCGGAGCUGGGCCCCGAGAAGCUGCUCCCUCCGGAGAGGCUGGAACUUGUCCUGGAGAAGUCCCUGCACCGCUCGGUCCUCAAGCCUCUCCGGCCCCUCCUGGCAGCGCGCCUGCGGCGCCGGCUCGACACCGACGGUUCCUUUGGCCGGCUGGCUGAGGGGCUCCGCCUCGCUCGGGCUCAAGGCCCUGGAGCCUUGGGGACCCAGCUGAGCCUGCCCUCCUCACUGGACACCGAGCAGGUGCGCCAGAAGCUCCUGCAGCUGCUUCGUGCCUACUCCCCCAGUGCCCAGGUCAAGCGGCUCCUGCAGGCCUGUAAAUUACUCUACACGGCCCUGAAGACCCAUGCAGGUGAGGAUGCAGGUGCCGAUGAGUUCCUGCCACUUCUGAGCCUUGUCUUGGUCCAGUGUGACCUUCCCGACCUCCUGCUGGAAGCUGAGUACAUGUCUGAGUUGCUGGAGCCGGCCCUGCUCACUGGAGAGGGUGGCUACUACCUGACCAGUCUGUCUGCUAGCCUGGCCCUGCUGAGCAGCCUGGCCCAGGCUCCAGGCCUUCCUCCAAGCCCCGCACAGGAACUGCAGCGUUCCUUGAGCCUCUGGGAGCAGCGCCGCCUGCCGGCCACCCACAGCCUCCAGCACCUCCUCCGAAUAGCCUACCAGGACCCCAGCAGUGGUUGCACCUCCAAGACGAUGGCUGUACCCCCGGGAGCCUCGGUUGCCACCCUGAACCAGCUUUGUGCCACUAAGUUCCGAGUGGCCCAGCCCGACGCGUUCAGCCUCUUCCUGUACAAGGAGCAAGGCUACCACCGCCUGUCCCCCGGAGACGCCGCCCACGGGCUCCCCUCCACCGGCUACCUCGUCUACCGCCGGGCGGAGCGGCCUGACGCCCGGAGAGCGGCCCCCGGGGAGGCGGUGGACGCGGGGCGUGUGGAGGAGAGGAAAGAGGGCCAGGGAGAGGAGGGCGUGGGGAUCAAAGCCACCCCCGGGGACGGCGACGCGGUGUCUCAGACACCUCCGGAGGGGGACGGGGAUCAGAGCAGGGAAAGCCAUGUUCAGCCGGAGGAGCCGGAGGCUGAGGGCGGUCAGGCUGCGGGGGAGUAGGCAGAGGGCCGUGGCGGGAGGAGGGCCACCCUCCAGAGCCCCCGCCUCCUGGGCCGCCCACACCCCGACGACCCUCUGCUGCACCUGCCGCCACCCACCUGGGACUGGUUUUGACCUCCCUGACCCCACCUGAGCUGGAGGGCGAUGAGGGACGGGGCUCGCCGAGGGGGGCUGAGGGGCCCCGGGCCUCUCCAUCUUCCCUAGCUGCAGGACGAAGUCUGACAGGCAACCUGGGGUGUGAGGGGCGUGAGGGGUGGUAUCGCCCCCCCCCCAGGCAUAGGCGGGACUGUGGGCACCCGGAAGGCGGCCUCCCCUCCUGCAGUCAAGAGAAUUCAGGGAGGCAGCAAAAUGGCCGGCUUCUCCGCACCCCAGCAUCCUCACCUGCAAAGUGGGGGUGCCCCUGCUCAGCUCCCAGAAGUCUCCCAGGGCCCAGACAGAUGCUUUGAGUGCAAAGCGGAGCUCAGGCAAGAGAAAAGGGAGGGGAGGGUGGGUGUGAACAGCCUGCCCCCCUCCCUGCCUUCGGCUUCCCUGGGAGUGCAAAGCUUCUUCAGCCCAGCUGGGGGGUGGGGGUGGGAAGGUCAGGCCUCGGAGGAGAAAGAGCGGGCCUUCCAGCCUCCCCUGGGAACCCGACAAGUAGCUAGGAUUGCAGAGUAGAGAGGCGCAGACCACCUCCUCCCCACUCGGAGGCUUGAAGGGGAGGAGACCCUCUCCCCCCUCCCCCCCCAGGUCUUGACCAGGCCCGAGCAAGCUGCAGAUCUGAGCAAAGGAACAUGUUGGCUGUCAUCCGCGAGGGGGCGUACGUGGCCCAGGGAGUUGCAGAAGGUGACUUCCCCACCCCUCCCCGACCCGCCCCCCAUCCCAGCGGGGGAAGCGAGUGCAAGAGUCUCACAAGCGUAGGUGGCCAUUGGCCUUGCACUCCUAGGGCCAUCGGGCAACACAGGAGCCAAGGGUACUGGGCCUCGGGUACCUUGGGAAAGGUUCCCAGGAACGAAUUGCCUCUCUGGAUGGAGGACCCGAGCGAGUUUCAGAGACGUGCCCCUUGGGAGCUGAGCACCAAGGGACACCCACCCACAUGGCGGACAUGACAAGCAGGAGUUAGGAACCAUAGACACUGGCUUUCAGACGCUCCAGAAAAAGCUGGGUCUGAUUUCUUCCUAGGCCACUAAGGCCUACCCCCUCCCCCACUUCCUGCUGGCAGGAAGUCACCCUGUAUUCUGCUGUACGCCCUCCCCACCUACCCCUUUACUUUGUACCGUACUGAGCGCCCCACAGGUGCUCAAUAAAUGGU
Molecule: messenger RNA, 3832 nt
Organism: Perognathus longimembris pacificus (Pacific pocket mouse)
Lineage: Eukaryota; Metazoa; Chordata; Mammalia; Rodentia; Heteromyidae
Gene: Rin1
Product: Ras and Rab interactor 1
Exons: 8
Coding region: 13-2544 (843 amino acids)
Biological process (GO): vesicle-mediated transport; signal transduction
Cellular component (GO): endocytic vesicle; cytosol
Molecular function (GO): small GTPase binding; guanyl-nucleotide exchange factor activity
Source: RefSeq, a predicted model, not a curated record